CUGUGGUGGGCGAGGGCUUCCCCCGGCUACCACGCCGUCUCUGGGGGCAGUCGCCGUGGCCGAUGAACUUCCCACAGGAGGUCAUCGUCGACGACGUCGGCGUCCGUGGCAUCCUGGAUGGACUCCUGGAACACGUCCCCGUUGACGCCUUCUACUGGAGCAGCGACCACGACAGGGAGGUGCCCGGCUACCUGUCCCAGGUGCGCUGGCAGGUAAGAUCCUCGUCCGGUCGCGUGGAAGCCGUCCCAGACAACGGCGUGCCUUCGGAUCAGCUGCUCGAGAUGGCGCGGACCUCGGAGCUCCUCGUGAGGACGUGUGAAGCGCGAUGCAAUUCACCAAUCGUCCUGCGAGUCGGGACGGUGCCGGGUCCGAAGGACACCCGAAGAGCGCAACGACGGGGACGCGCGCCGGCGCGGUCCAAGAAGGACUCCAAGAAAGUCACCAGGAUGGCCAGCCCGACCAGCUCGAGCACGGAGGUUGACGAGAGGACAAGCGUCUUCCAGGUUGACGAGGGCGGAGCUGACGAGGUGGACGCCACCGCGGUGGGCAAGAAGAGGGGGGUGAUCGUGCAGGAGACGGACGCGGAGAAGGGCAAGACGACGGAGGUGGGCGUCCAGACCACUCCACGGCUCGCACGGCGAGUGAACCUGAGCCUAAGUAUCGCCCCACCCCCCACGGCCGAGCUAACACCUUCGGCCACAAACACCUCAGAGCCGUCGACGCCGACAAACUCGCCCAUUUCGAGUCCCACGUGGCACGAGUACUUUACGCCCCAGGGUGUAGUGGAUACAGACCCACUUCUUCACGUUGAAGUCAAGGCGGGUGAUUCUGCUCAGAGCGAUUCUCUUCCUGCGCCGAUGCUGCAGCAAUCUGCAGAUGAGCCUGCGUCCACCGGCGAGGUGGAAUGCACCCCGCUGCCCGACUCGCCCCCCAGAACAGUCCGGGCGACACCAGAGAUCAAAACCGAGGGCGCCCACGCGAUGCACCGUCCAACGGAAGACGAGUGCCAGAUCGUGUUCGGGAGCGGGGGAGAGGCGGGCGGGGAGCCGAGCAGCAGCAAGGCCGUGUUCGCGAGGGGCAAAACGCCCCAGCUGCCCUCCACUCCGCCGCCGCCAACACCACCGAGCACCCCGUUCUGGUUGGGCGCCAACGAGGAGCUGCUGCAGCUGCAGUCCGUCGCCAUUGUGCAGGCUGCGGCCAGGCAGCUGCGGGGGGAGAGUUCCCCGCCCCCAGACACACAGACACCCUCGGGCCCAUUCCAGGAGGCCCCCGUCCCUCCAUCCCCUGCGAACGAGGCAGCCCUUCAUUCGGCCCAUGAGGCUACGGUCCUUGCUACCCCAGUGCAGGAGUCGCCACACCUUCUUUCAGAACACAAUGAGCUACACCUGCAUCCGAACGCACAGGGAAUUCCCGCUUCUCACAAAAUCGAGGCAUCCAAACAGCCCGGCAACGCGAUUUCCCUACCACGAUACAACCUGGCCCAGGGCAGUCCCACAGUCCGUUCCUUGCCGACAAGGUCCACUCCGCGGCCACAACCACGGCAUUGGCCUUUGGUGCCGGUGCUCAAGAAGCCAGACGCACCACCGGCUAAAACCAACAAACGCGUCUCUUUCGACGAGAACCUGGUGAAGGAGUUGGCCCCGACCGAACAGGAGUGGCCCAAGGAUGCAGCACCGCGGGUGGAUGACCCAGAAACCACAGAGCAGGAGGAGCAGCCCCUGGUGCGCAUCACUUGUUGGGCUGCGAGAAAUCAAGAUUCCGGUUGUCCACAAAAUAAUCCUCGGAAGGAAAGCGACGCCGCCAAAAAGAAAACCGAAGCCAUCGAACAUCCCCAAAGCCAGCCGCCAGCUCAGAGACUGCGGAAGCCGUGGGUCAGAUCCUCCAGGCCUGGGCUCCAGCUCGCGGUCCCCGACAUCAUUCCAAUCAACACCAUAGCCUCGGUGGUCCCUCGGACCAGGACCCGCAAGCUUUCAGACGGCUACAGGACACCAUUCAGGUCCGUGCCAUUGUGCCUUCCGUCACCUGCUCUGGACAUGUAAGAUGCUAGGAACUCAGCAGCACCUUCUGUAUGCUUCAAUAU
Molecule: messenger RNA, 2080 nt
Organism: Frankliniella occidentalis (western flower thrips)
Lineage: Eukaryota; Metazoa; Arthropoda; Insecta; Thysanoptera; Thripidae
Product: fibrous sheath CABYR-binding protein-like
Biological process (GO): monosaccharide metabolic process
Molecular function (GO): monosaccharide binding; isomerase activity
Source: RefSeq, a predicted model, not a curated record